Gymnodraco acuticeps is the source of this 3065-nucleotide messenger RNA. RefSeq names its product NUMB endocytic adaptor protein (gene numb). Lineage: Eukaryota; Metazoa; Chordata; Actinopteri; Perciformes; Bathydraconidae. The transcript is spliced from 10 exons. The annotation marks the transcript as partial. Gene Ontology annotation, molecular function: cadherin binding. The record is from RefSeq and is a predicted model, not a curated record.
GAGGAGUCCCGGGGAAUGCACAUCUGCGAGGAUGCAGUGAAGCGGCUGAAGACGGACAGGAAAUUCUUCAAAGGAUUCUUUGCAAAAGCGGGGAAGAAGGCAGUGCGCGCCGUGUUGUGGGUGUCGGCAGACGGUCUUCGGGUUGUAGACGACAAAACAAAGGACCUGAUUCUGGACCAGACGAUAGAGAAGGUGUCCUUCUGCGCUCCGGACAGAAACUUUGAGAGAGCGUUCUCCUACAUCUGCAGAGACGGAACCACGCGGCGCUGGAUCUGCCACUGCUUCAUGGCCAUCAAAGACUCUGGCGAGCGUCUCAGUCACGCUGUGGGUUGUGCGUUCGCCGCCUGUCUGGAGCGGAAACAGAAACGUGAGAAGGAGUGCGGCGUCACGGCGACCUUCGACGCUAACAGAACCACCUUCACCCGCGAGGGCUCGUUUCGGGUUACUACGGCAACAGAGGCGGCAGAGCGGGAGGAAGUGAUGAGGCAGAUACAGGACGCUAAAAAAGCGGAGACGGAUGUUGGUAUGAUGGGCCACCACAACUCGGCCAUCUCUGUGAAUAACUCCUCGGGUCAGUCGAGUGGAGGCACCCCCUCCCCGUCGUCCUCCCCCCCCCUGUCCAUGGCCUCUCUGGGCCCCCAGGUGAUCCCCCGCAGACACGCCCCCGCCGAGGCCCUCGCCAGGCAGGGCUCCUUCAGGGGCUUCCCGGUCCUCAGCCAGAAGACGUCUCCCUUCAAACGGCAGAUGUCGCUGCGCAUGAACGAGCUGCCGUCCAACGUGCAGCGCAAGUCUGACUUCCCCAUGAAGAACACCGUCCCGGAGGUGGAGGGCGAGAACGACAGCAUCAGCUCGCUCUGCACUCAGAUCACCUCGGCGUUCAGCGGCCCCCCCGAGGACCCCUUCUCCUCCGCUCCGAUGCCCAAACCCACCUCCUCCCCACAGUCUCCUGUAGCACCAGUGAACGGCUCCUCUCCUGCCUUCUGUGCUGCUGCUGCUGCUGCUGCUGCUAACCCCCCCGCUCUGCCCCCCGCCCUGCCUGCUCGAGACACUAACCCCUGGGCUAAGACCCCAGCAGGAGCCCCUCCCUCAGCACUGCCAGGAAGUAACUGGUCCUCUCCCACCCCGGUGAUAGUGGUCCCCCCCACCUCCUCCCCCCCCGUUUGCUCCCACAGACGCACCCCCUCAGAAGCAGACCGGUGGUUAGAGGAAGUCACAAAGUCAGUGCGCGGCCCCCCCACCUCGCUGCCCCCUCAGCCGUUCAGCUCCCCCGGGUCGAUGCCGGUAGCCCCUCUCCCCCAGGUGGCCUUCAUCAUGUCUCCCCUGCCCCCCGUCGUGCCCAUGCUGCCCCCCCGUCAGCCCGCCUUCCACACUCACCCCCCGUCUUCUUACCCGCUGCCCAACGGCAUCCCCUUCCCCCCCGCGCUGGUGGGCAUCACUCCCUCUCAGAUGGUGGCCAACAUGUUCGGAUCGGCAUCUCACCCCCAUCAGUUCCCCCCCUCCUCCGCCCCUACCCCCCAGCAGGACCUCAGCCCCUUCAUCAAACCCCCCCUCAACAACACGGUGAGUCUCCCCUCAAAUGGCAGCGCCACCUUUAAUGGCUCCGAGUCCUGGUCGCACCUCGCCCCCCCCCCUCCUCCCCCUCCAUCCUGCCCCCCCCCCUCCAUCCUGCCCCCCCCCUCCACCCUGCCCCCCCCACAGGAAGACAUCUUCGAGGCCCAGUGGGCGGCGCUGGAGGGCCGCUCCCGUCAGAUCGCCUCUCCGUCCCCCACUAACCCGUUCUCCACCGAGCUGCACAAGACCUUCGAGAUCCAGCUCUGAAGACUGCUGGGAACCGGACUAUAAGGAGGCCAUUUUUGUUUUGGGGUGACUAAAGAAGAGCGAGGUGAGGUGAGGGGGGCGGGGGGGUCCUCCUGCCUCUUCUUCAGAGGAAGAGCUCACGGGAAGAAGAAGGAGAACCAGCAGGGAGCAGAACCCCAAACGGAGCAGGCUAACAGGCUAGCUUCUCAUCAGCAUCGUCUGUACGUUUGUUUGUGCAGCGCAGGCUCAGCAUCGCCCCCCCCCCCACCUCCGCUCCCUGUUGCCAGGACGACGCCUCCUCACCUGGCAGAGAAACUGCAGCACUGAGAGAACUCAGCUUCCAGACAAGAAGUUCUCAUUCUAACUUCCUAAUCAGAAGAAUACAGUGAGAAAAUGCCAAAACUUUAUUUUUAUGCAUUAAGUAUAUUUUAAAUAGCUUUGGAAUCUAACAGAAGAGUUGUAAGUAAUCGUGCCAAAGGCAUAGGCUAGCUACAAUGAGACGAGUUUAUGUUCGUGUAUACAAGAAAUGACCGUAUAUAUUAUACAUAAAAAAAUAUAUAUAUCUAUAAAGAAUCUAUACUGUACACAGCUCACAGCAGUGCUAAUUUGUAAUGUGAUGUAAAGAGAUUUUGUGAAGGGACAGCUGCUUUACUUGUGUUUUUUUGUUUUAUUUUUGGAGAGAAAUCUCUUUGUUGCCGUCUGUUGCAUCCUGUGAUUGGAUGUGGAGCAUCUCUCUGUAAAUAGGGUUUCGUUGCAGCAACAAUCAUUGUGGACCUGGUGGUGGUGCGGACUGGUUGCUUCUGACCUGUGCUCAGUUUUAUUAGUUUAGUACACAUCAGUACUUCCAAUGUUACUUCCUCAUUGUCAUUCUUCUCUGCGUGGAAAUGAUCUUGUUUUUUUAUUUAACACGGUAGGAUGUGUCAUCUCCUUUUUCUCCACCUCUUAUAUUAUUUUUUUAAGUAGUUGAUUUGUAACUUUUUAUUUUGCACAGCACUACAGUAGAUGAUUUGACUCGCAGGUGACCGGCGGUUAGUGAGUGUAAGCUGCACGCUGACCUCAGCAGAAAACUACAGGGAGAUGAAACCGCUUCCGUCUCUCUCAGUCUGAUUUCUCUCUGUCAUGUUUUUAUUUUUUUAAAUCAAACCUGUGAAUAUGAUCUAUUAUCUGAUCUAUUUUUCCAUUUUGUAAUUAUUUCAUUACUUUAUUCCACUUCUUUGGAGAAAUAUUGAAGCUAAAAGAUUGAAUAAAUUGAUGGUGGUAAAGGAAAA